Saimiri boliviensis boliviensis (Bolivian squirrel monkey) is the source of this 1867-nucleotide messenger RNA. The record is from RefSeq and is a predicted model, not a curated record. NCBI's taxonomy places the organism in Eukaryota, Metazoa, Chordata, Mammalia, Primates, Cebidae.
AGGAGCGCGGCCCCGUGAUCCCGCCCACCUGACAGGCGCCCGCGGAAGGCGACAUGGGCUCUGCUCCCUGGGCCGCGGUCCUGCUGCUGGCGCUCGGGCUGCACGGCCUCCGGGCGAGGGGUGAGUGCGGCGGUGCCCCCGGCCCCAUCCCAGGCCCCUUCCCCGGCUCCGGCCCCGCCUCUGAGGUCCGCAGGGCCCCGGACCCCGGCUUCCAGGAGCGCUACUUCCAGCAGCGUCUGGACCACUUCAACUUCGAGCGCCUCGGCAACAAGACCUUCCCCCAGCGCGUCCUGGUGUCGGACAAGUUCUGGAUCCGGGGCGAGGGGCCCAUCUUCUUCUACACCGGGAACGAGGGCGACGUGUGGAACUUCGCCAACAACUCGGGCUUCAUCGCGGAGCUGGCGGCCGAGCAGGGGGCUCUACUGGUCUUCGCGGAGCACCGCUACUACGGGAAGUCGCUGCCAUUCGGCGAGCGGUCCACGCAGCGCGGACACACGGGGCUGCUGACGGUGGAGCAGGCCCUGGCCGACUUCGCAGAGCUGCUCCGCGCGCUACGGCGCGACCUCGGGGCCCAGGACGUCCCCGCCAUCGCCUUCGGUGGCAGUUAUGGGGGCAUGCUCAGCGCCUACCUGAGGAUGAAGUACCCCCACCUGGUGGCCGGGGCGCUGGCAGCCAGUGCGCCCAUCCUAGCCGUGGCAGGGCUCGGCGACUCCACCCAGUUCUUCCGGGAUGUCACGGCGGACUUUGAGGACCAGGGUCCCAAAUGCACCCAGGCGGUGCGGGAAGCGUUCCGGCAGAUCAAGGACUUGUUCCUACAGGGAGCCUACGACAAAGUCAGCUGGGAGUUCGGCACCUGCCAGCCACUGUUGGAGAAGGACCUGACCCAGCUCUUCGUGUUUGCCCGCAACGCCUUCACUGUGCUGGCCAUGAUGGACUACCCCUACCCCACCGACUUCCUGGGUCCCCUCCCUGCCAACCCUGUCAAGGUGGGCUGUGACCGGCUGCUGAGUGAGGCCCAGAGGAUCGUGGGGCUACGUGCGCUAACAGGACCCUUCCAAGGGGGACAGGUUGGUGGCCGGAGCGCACGGUGUGUGUGUGGCCACUGGGCCCAGUGCCUCUCCUCCCCAGGGCUGGUCUACAACGCCUCGGGCUCGGAGCACUGCUACGACAUCUACCGUCUCUACCACAACUGUGCCGACCCCACCGGCUGUGGCACCGGCCCUGACGCCAGGGCCUGGGACUACCAGGCCUGCACCGAGAUCAACCUGACCCUCGCCAGCAACAACAUGACGGAUAUGUUCCCCGACCUGCCCUUCACGGAGGAGCUCCGCCGGGAGUACUGCCGGGACACCUGGGGCGUGUGGCCCCGGCCCGAUUGGCUGCAGACCAACUUCUGGGGGGGUGAUCUCAGAGCCGCCAGCAACAUCAUCUUCUCCAAUGGGAACCUGGACCCCUGGGCAGGGGGCGGGAUUCAGAGGAACCUGAGCACGUCGGUCAUCGCUGUCACCAUCCAGGGGGGAGCGCAUCACCUCGACCUCAGAGCCUCCCACCCGGAAGACCCUGCCUCCGUGGUCGAGGCGCGAAAGCUGGAGGCUGCCGUCAUUGGCGAGUGGGUAAAGGCAGCCAGGCGUGAGCCGCAGCCAGCCCUGCGUGGGAGGCCCAGACUCCGCCUCUGAGCACAGGGCGACUGGGGGACAGGUUUCAAGGCUCCCUGUGGAGUGAGGAGCAGGCCGGCCCCCGCCCAGAAAGUCUGCACUUUCUGGGUCCCUGAAGCUCAGCCACGGUGGCCAGCCUAGCAUGGGGGCUUUGCUCAAGAGGUGGCUGGCGGCAGAGGGAAGGGGCUGAAUAAACGUGUGGAGGCCACGUA